This is a messenger RNA of Coregonus sp. 'balchen', 10080 nucleotides long. The record is from the annotation of a GenBank genome assembly. NCBI's taxonomy places the organism in Eukaryota, Metazoa, Chordata, Actinopteri, Salmoniformes, Salmonidae.
AUGGUCUCCGAAGGGAGCUUUGUCACAAUUUCUCACUCAGAGGAGAUGUCACCAGAAGUCUGUGAGAAGGGACUGGAGGAGAGCGGGGAGAGCUUGACCUUUACAGAUACUACCAUGGUCACUCAGGCCUUCACAGAAACCCCUAUGGUCACUGACUUCUUUGAAGACACUGUAAGUGAGGAUAUUGAGAGCGGUUCAGAGGCAGAAGUGCUUGACCCGACCUCUCCAACCACCGGUACACCAGCUGAGGACGACUGGUUACAUGUUGAGGGAGCCAAAGAGACAGAGCAGAUGGAGGUUGAAAGCAAAGACAUGGGGGUUGAAGAGGUGGACUUUGGCUUUGAGUCAGUAGACAUAGCUGCUGGUGGCUUAGAUGAGGAGAGGUACGUUAUGUUGAGUUGUACACACGUGCAAUACAGUGGUUGAUUGACGUGUGGACAUUUUUGAGAGCAUUUACCUAUAGUUGUUGAUAAUUCUGUGUGACUAGAAUGCUUUUCUGAAAGUGAACUGAUUGAGAAAAUGCCUUAUAUUUAAUCCUUUACCAUUAUUUGAAAUGUGUUGCUACUAAACUGUUAGAACUAAACAUCCAGAGUAUAACGAUCAGUUGGUGUGUAGUCAGGUCAUAUUAAAUCCCUGUUUUUCUAUUUUUAGGCAGCAGGGGGCAGCAGACGAGCCAACAACUCCUAAACGCAGACCUGUAAACUCUCAGGAAAUGGGUCUAGGCAGUGCUGCUUCCCCAGAAGUAUGUUAUUUAUAGUCUAUCAGUUGACCAAUCCUCCACCAUCCAUUUUGUGUCCUUUGAAAUGAAAUGCUGACUCAUUACCACAAUCAUAACUGUCCAUUUUGUGUCCUUUGAAAUUAAAUGCUGACUCAUUACCACAAUCAUAACUGUCAAUUUUGUGUCCUUUAAAAUGAAAUGCUGACUCAUUACCACAAUCAUAACUGUCCAUUUUGUGUCCUUUAAAAUGAAAUGCUGACUCAUUACCACAAUCAUAACUGUCCAUUUUGUGUCCUUUGAAAUGAAAUGCUGACUCUUUAACACAAUCAUAACUGUCCAUUUUGUGUCCUUUGAAAUGAAAUGCUGACUCCUUACCACUCUGAAUGUACCUAUUAUAUCUGAUGUCAUUUGUUGUCUUAGGGUUUCAUGGCCAGUCCUGGUCUGGUGACCUCCAGCCAGUCCCUACUGGAGUGGUGUCAGGAGGUCACCAAAGAACACAAGGGGGUCAAGAUCACCAACUUCAGCACGUCCUGGAGGAACGGCCUGGCCUUCUGUGCACUGCUACACCACUUCCACCCAGACAGGAUGUAGGUACCCCCUCUGUGAAGCGUUUAGACAUAAACAUGAGCAGGCAUUGUGUUAUGACUUGUUUAACCUUUAAAAAUGACAUUAUUUUUGUAUUAACUUGUUUCCUGUUCUUGUAGUGUGUAUUGAUUCUCUCUUUCUUCGCUGCUUAGAAACUUUGAGAUGCUGGACCCUUAUGACAUCAAGCGCAACAACAAAAAGGUAGUUUGUUUCCUUUAUGUUAUCUCAUCAUGUCAUAAUCACUACCAACAGCCAGGCCUUAAAUGUGACCAUCAAUUGGUUAACUGCUGAAUAUUUUCCCCACCCAAUCCAUCUUCUCUUCUCUCAUUUCCCCCUAGGCCUUUGACGGUUUCGCCGAGUUGGGCAUCUCUCGGCUGAUGGAGCCCUCGGACAUGGUCCUCCUGGCCGUGCCUGACCGCCUCAUCGUCAUGACCUACCUCAACCAGAUCCGCACCUACUUCACGGGCCAGGAGCUGAGUGUGCUGCACAUCGAGGCGGACAGCAGUGAGUCCAGUUACGGUGUGGCCGGGGAGAGCCGGGAGGGUCCCGACCCAGAGGCCGCCGCACGCUACUGUCAACGGAUCCAAGAUGAGGCCCUCACAAUGGAGACCAAUGUGGGCGCUGCAGAGAAGAAGGCGGAUAGUGACACUAAGGAGUGCACCAAUGGGGAAGUGGUCCCACCCCCUAGAACCAAACGGCUGCAGGCUGCAGGGGAAGCAGGAGGGGCCCAAGCACCCGUUGCACCCCCUAGGACACAUUUCUUAUCUUCCAAGUCUGGGUUCUCCCACCUAAAGGAUGCAGAUCUGGUUAAGAAACGCCGGUCACAACGCAGGUCAAUAGAUGAGGCAGACCCAGCCGAAGUAAGUGGCCUACGAUAUCUCUCAACUCAAUAGGCUUUAUUGACAUGGCAAGUUAAAUUACUUACAUUGUCAAAGUAUACAUAUAACAAAAAUGGUGGGACCAACAGCAAUAAUAAUAGUAGUAGUGGAAAUGGGAUUACCAUUAACAGCAACUACAACAACAAUAUUAAUGAGAAUAACAAUACAUUAACGCAAUAGUAGUAGACUAGUGUCAAACUGACUGAGAAGCCACAUGAUAUGGUAUGAAAGCCAAAACAAAACUAAAUGGGAAAUAUUAUUGACAUUACAUUGCACUUUUCACUGCCUGUGGCAGGAAGACACAUAUUUGGCUUUUCACCCAAUACAUAUUUGUUUUUUUCUUCAUCUUUUUAUAGUUUCAAUUCUUUGUACUGAAUGAUAAUUUGGGGAAAGAAAGAUUAUUUUAGGUCUGAGUAUUUGUCAAUAGUCUCUACCUCUCCCCUGGAGCAGAGUGAGCACAGCCUGUCCUCUCUGGGCAGCCAGGUUUGCCUGUGAUGACCGGUCUCUAUAGCCAGACUAUGCUCACUGAGUCAGUACCUAGUCAGUGUUUUCCUCAGUUUUCUAUCAGUCACAGUGCUCUCUCUCUCUCUCUCUCUCUCUCUCUCUCUCUCUCUCUCUCUCUCUCCAUCUCUGUGAGUGAUUAUUUUGUUGUAUUUACAGGUUGCUACAGGACAGGAAGAGGGUGGAGCUGACAGAAGAAAAUCAGAAACCGGUACAUACAGUAGAUUGAUUUUGUAUGAUGUGUUCUGAGUUCACACACUCACACACACAGACACACACACACACACACACACACACACUCACACACACAGACUUACUGAGUCUCCAGUUUCCCAGGUACUUUAUGAUUGCGCUACACCCAUCAGAGGAGCAGUGUAUAGGCGAGAGAGAGAGUACAUACACAAGUCAUCACAGUUUUCUUUGUUGAUUCAUCCUUCCCCUGAGCAUUGACAUCACUCACUCUAAUUACUUUGUUGGCUUCCUGUCGUUAGGAUUAGAGUCCUUAGCCUAUCAAACUAUGCUAAUUACCUCUUGUCAUCGCAGUCUAGUUUUCCACUUUGAUGCUCUUCCAGUAAUUGUAGCUACUGCAUAAUGUUGCUAUGUGUCUCGUUAUGCUGUGUGUGUGUUUCAUAUAGGAAGGGCAGCUGGUGAAGAAGGACGAUCGGCAGAGGAGGUCUGUCACUUUCACAAGUUACUGUCUGCCACUGUCAUAAACACUUAUGUGCAUUAAGGAAAUACCAAUGAUCUGUAUCAGAAAUAAGUAUAAUUCUCUCUGUGUGUGUGUCUGUGUCUGUGUGUCUGUGUACACAGGACACCAGCCAGUAUGUGCUGAGGGAGAUGCAGGCCCUAGAGGCGGAACAGAAGCACAUUGACAGCAGGGCAGACAUCGUGGAAAGGACACUACGGCAACUUAUGGAGUCAGGUGAGGGGGGAUGAAGAAAGAGAGACAAAUCCCCUUCAAUAAAUACUUUCAGUAUUUUCAAAACGUCUCUUUAUAAUGAUGCCCUCUCUGUCUCCAUACAUGUAGGUAGUGACAAGAUGCAGGAGGAGAAGCUGAUUCAGGAGUGGUUUACUCUGGUCAACAAGAAGAACGCCCUCAUCAGGAGACAAGACCAACUACAGCUACUGUAACGUCCACCAUGCCUACUGUGCUGUCUACCUAGUGCUUUAAACAACACCGACGUAUUAUAGCUACAUUACAUUGAUCUAACCACAAGGCAUUCUGCUCCACAGGCAAGAAGAGCAGGACCUGGAAAUGAAGUUUGAGAUGCUGAACCGAGAGCUGAGAGACAUGAUGGCUAUUGAAGGCAAGACUACAGUACCAAUAUACUAAACUACAAGAUCCAUGAUGCCACUCUAUUCUGUGAUACAGCUCAUUACUGUGGUCAUAGUGACACCCAAACCAUACAAUAACAAAUAUAUCUCUGCAAGGGAAAUUAGUAAAGUGUGCUGUUGCAUAUGUCAGUGUUAGGUUCUAAUUUCUGGUACAAUAUACGGACUCAGAGAAAAACUCAAACUACAUUUAUUCACCACACUGUGUGUUGCAGCUGCAUAGCACACAAACAGAUAUUUAUACCUUCCGAUUAAACUGAGUGCCCUCCUUGUAUUUCUAGGAUAAACAAUCAGUCUCUGUUGUUGGGCAAGUCCAGAACCUUUGUGCUCCUCCGUGCCUUUCACAGGGCUUCUUAUCAGUCAGGAGAGGUCUUGAGUUAUUGGGAGUACACAUUUCUACAGUCUACUGCAGUCCACUAGAUAAUUACACCUCUCAUACACAAAGAGCUUAAACCUAACACUACUUUAAAUCUCUAAGAAUAUAUAAACUGUAUAUUCAUAGUAAGAGUAUAUAAUGAUAGAAAACAGUGAAGAUAUAAGACGGUGUUAUAGAAUUAAAGUAAUUUACGAUCUAUCAGCUUUAACCCCAGACACAUGGCUCCUAUUCAACCCUUAUUGGAUCAUUCUUUCCCUCAGAGACAGGCCCCCUUUGUACUUUGUCUCUGCCCAAAUACAAUGCACAUAGAUCAUUCCAUCUAACCCAUAAUUACUACUGCUAGGCUCAUUUACAAUUAUUAACAGAUUAAAACGGGCUCAAGUCAGAUAGUCUCCAACAGCAGUAAACUUUGGUCAUGAUUGACUCACGCUAUUAACACAUCUGUUUGGUAAAGUCAGACUUCCCAAAUAUACCAAGUGGUAUCUGCCCACCUGCUGGUUUGAGGAAGUGAUCCUUUCUUUAAUGACAUCAUUUAUUGUAAUCCUUUAUUUACUUCCAGUUGAAUCACGAGGUUAUAGUUUAAAAUGAAAUACAUCGCAAUAAAAAGCUGGUAAUGGAACUCAAUUUCACGUUGGCAAAGCAACAACUGUCUUCUCUACUCUGUACCACCCUCAAUCUCGUACCACUCUUUCCCUGUCCUCUCUCUCUCUCUCUCCUCCGAUCACUCUCUCACUCUCUCCCCCUCCCCUUUUUGCUCUGUCCUCCAGAGUGGCAGAACACAGCUGCCCACAAGCACAGGGAGCAGCUGCUACUGCAGGAGCUGGUGUCUCUGGUCAACCUGAGGGACGAGCUGGUCCACGACAUGGACGCCAAGGAGAAAGGGUGAGACAGCCAUGUUUGUAUCCCAAAUGGUACCCUAUUCCCUAUAUAGUGCACUACUUUUGACUAGAGCCUAAUUGGCCAAAAGAUGUGCACUAUAUAGGGAAUAGGGUACCAUUUGGGAUGCAACCAUGGCCCAGCUGAGUCACACACGCUGAAUGCACACCGCAAACACAGACACACUGCAAACACAGACGCUUAACACACACUCUGCUAGACAUUAACCAUGGAUGUAUUCAUCUGGGGGGAUGGUAUGCUAUGGGGUGAAUGAGAUAUCAGGUCUCUUUGUGAGUUUUGUCUUCCACUGCCACAAAGUUGAACCUAAGUCUGAGAGGGUGACUGUUUGCUAUGGGCCUACUGUUCUAGCAGGUCUCUCCCUGUUCAGUAUGAAAAAUGUACACACUCACUAACUGUAAGUCGCUCUGGAUAAGAGCGUCUGCUAAAUGACUAAAAUGUCAAAUGUAAAAAAUGUUCUCUGCGCCUAGGGCUCUGGAGGAGGACGAGAGGCUGGAGAGAGGCCUGGAGCAGAGACGCAGGAAGUACAGCAAGAAAAGCAAGCAGGAGAAGUGUGUGCUGCAGUGAGGCCUGGCGUCGGACACACCUGAACCAGGAAGCCCAGUAGAAGGUCACACCUGAACCAGGAAGCCCAGUGGAAGGUCACACCUGAACCAGGAAGCCCAGUAGAAGGUCACACCUGAACAAGGAAGACCAGUGGAAGGUCACACCUGAACCAGGAAGCCCAGUGGAAGGUCACACCUGAACCAGGAAGCCCAGUGGAAGGUCACACCUGAAACAGGAAGCCAAGUGGAAGGUCACACCUGAACCAGGAAGCCCAGUGGAAGGUCACCUGGGUGCACAUUGGGACUAAAGUUGUAUGUGUCUGUAUCAUGACAUCAACACUGCAUGGAAGAGACAGAGCUGUGUUAUGUGACUGCACUAAGAGGACGUAAAACGAUGUUCACUCACCCCCCUCUCCAUGAUAUGACUAAGCCUCAAUGCAACCUAUGACUGGUUAUCAACAGUCACCCUGCUCUUCAGAUUGUGUUUUGAUUUUUUUGUGUGAGUGUACGUGUGUUUAUAUGUGUGCGUUGAUGUGUGUGUUUGUUUGUGUGUGUGAUUGAGAGUGCAAAAGAGGACUACACUUUGUUACACAAUCUAUGACUACAGUUGAAGUCGGAAGUUUACAUACACCUUAACCAAAUACAUUUAAACUCGGAUUUUCACAAUUCCUGACAUUUAAUCCUAGUUAAAAUUCCCUGUUUUAGGUCAGUUAGGAUCACCACUUUAUUUUAAGAAUGUGAAAUGUCAGAAUAAUAGUAGAGUGAUUUAUUUCAGCUUUUAUUUCUUUCAUCACAUUCCCAGUGGGUCAGAAGUUUACAUACACUCAAUUAGUAUUUGGUAGCAUUGCCUUUAAAUUGUUUAACUUGGGUCAAACGUUUCGGGUAGCCUUCCACAAGCUUCCCACAAUAAGUUGGGUGAAUUUUGGCCCAUUCCUCCUGACAGAGCUGAUGUAACUGAGUCAGGUUUGUAGGCCUCCUUGCUCGCACACGCUUUUUCAGUUCUGCCCACACAUUUUCUAUAGGAUUGAGGUCAGGGCUUUGUGAUGGCCACUCCAAUACCUUUACUUUGUUGUCCUUAAGCCAUUUUGCCACAACUUUGGAAGUAUGCUUGGGGUCACUGUCCAUUUGGAAGACCCAUUUACGACCAAGCUUUAACUUCCUGACUGAUGUCUUGAGAUGUUGCUUCAAUAUAUCCACAUAAUUUUCCUUCCUCAUGAUGUCAUCUAUUUUGUGAAGAGCACCAGUCCCUCCUGCAGCAAAGCACCCCCACAGCAUGAUGCCACCCCCGUUCUUCACGGUUGGAAUGGUGUUCUGCGGCUUGCAAGUGCCCCCUUUUUCCUCCAAACAUAACAAUGGUAAUUACGGCCAAACAGUUAUAUAUUAGUUUCAUCAGACCAGAGGACAUUUCUCCAAAAAGUACGAUCUUUGUCCCCAUGUGCAGUUGGCUUUUUUAUGGCGGUUUUGGAGCAGUGGCUUCUUCCUUGCUGAGUGGCCUUUCAGGUUAUGUCGAUAUAGGACUCGUUUUACUGUGGAUAUUGAUACUUUUGUACCUGUUUCCUCCAGCAUCUGCACAAUGUCCUUUGCUGUAAUUCUGGGAUUGAUUUGCACUUUUCGCACCAAAGUACGUUAAUCUCUAGGAGACAGAACGCGUCUCCUUCCUGAGCUGUAUGAUGGCUGCAUGGUCCCAUGGUGUUUAUACUUGCGUACUAUUGUUUGUACAGAUGAACGUGGUACCUUCAGGCGUUUGGAAAUUGCUCCCAAGGAUGAACCAGAUUUGUGGAGGUCUACAAUUUCUUUCUGAGGACUUGGCUGAUUUCUUUUGAUUUUCCCAUGAUGUCAAGCAAAGAGGCACUGAGUUUGAAGGUAGGCCUUGAAAUACAUCCACAGGGACACCUCCAAUUGACUCAAAUAAUGUCAAUUAGCCUAUCAGAAGCUUCUAAAGCCAUGACAUCAUUUUCUGGAAUUUUCCAAGCUGUUUAAAGGCACAGUCAACUUAGUGUAUGUAAACUUCUGACCCACUGGAAUUGUGAUACAGUGAAAUAAUCUGUCUGUAAACAAUUGUUGGAAAAAUGACUUGUGUCAUGCACAAAGUAGAUGUCCUAACCGACUUGCCAAAACUAUAGUUUGUUAACAACAAAUGUGUGGAGUGGUCGAAAAACAAGUUUUAAUGACUGCAACCUAAGUGUAUGUAAACUUCUGACUUCAACUGUAUAUGCCGUUAUUUUGUGUUUUAACUUCAGGUCACAAAGACAUAUCCCUAACUAACUUAUCACCAGAUAGUUGCUAACACUCUUAGAAAAAAGCGUUCCAAAAUGGUUCUUAGGCUGUCCCCAUAGGAUAACCUUUUUUGGUUCCAGGUAGAACCUUUUUUGGUUCCAGGUAGAACUCUUUUGGGUUCCAUGUACAGUCGUGGUCAAAAGUUUUGAGAAUGACACAAGUAUUGGUCUUCACAAAGUUUGCUGCUUCAGUGUUUUUAGAUAUUUUUGUCAGAUGUUACUAUGGUAUACUGAAGUAUAAUUACAAGCAUUCCAUAAGUGUCAAAGGCUUUUAUUGACAAUUACAUUAAGUUUAUGCAAAGAGUCAAUAUUUGCAGUGUUGACCCUUCUUUUUCAAGACCUCUGCAAUCCGCCCUGGCAUGCUGUCAAUUAACUUCUGGGCCACAUCCUGACUGAUGGCAGCCCAUUCUUGCAUAAUCAAUGCUUGGAAUUUGUGGGUUUUUGUUUGUCCACCCGCCUCUUGAGGAUUGACCACAAGUUCUCAAUGGGAUUAAGGUCUGGGGAGUUUCCUGGCCAUGGACCCAAAAUGUCGAUGUUUUUAGUUAUCACUUUUGCCUAAUGGCAAGGUGCUCCAUCAUGCUGGAAAAGCCAUUGUUCGUCAUCAAACUGUUCGAUGGUUGGGAGAAGUUGCUCUCAGGGGAUGUGUUGGUACCAUUCUUUAUUCAUGACUGUGUUCUUAGGCAAAAUUGUGAGUGAGCCCACUCCCUUGGCUGAGAAGCAACCCCACACAUGAAUGGUCUCAGGAUGCUUUACUGUUGGCAUGACACAGGACUGAUGGUAGCGCUCACCUUGUCUUCUUUUUUCCGGAUGCCCCAAACAAUCGGAAAGGGGAUUCAUCAGAGAAAAUGACUUUACCCCAGUCCUCAGCAGUCCAAUCCCUGUACCUUUUGCAGAAUAUCAGUCUGUCCCUGAUGUUUUUCCUGGAGAGAAGUGGCUUCCUCGCUGCCCUUCUUGACACCAGGCCAUCCUCCAAAAGUCUUCGCCUCACUGUGCGUGCAGAUGCACUCACACCUGCUUGCUGCCAUUCCUGAGCAGGCUCUGCACUGGUGGUGCCCCGAUCACGCAGCUGAAUCAACUUUAGGAGACAGUCCUGGCGCUUGCUGGACUUUCUUGGGCGCCCUGAAGCCUUCUUCACAACAAUUGAACCUCUCUCCUUUAAGUUCUUGAUGAUCCGUUAAAUGGUUGAUUUAGGUGCAAUCUUACUAGCAGCAAUAUCCUUGCCUGUGAAGCCCUUUUUGUGCAAAGCAAUAAUGACGGCACGUCUUUCCUUGCAGGUAACCAUGGUUAACAGAGGAAGAACAAUAAUUUCAAGCACCACCCUCCUUUUAAAGCUUCCAGUCUGUUAUUCUAACUCAAUCAGCAUGACAGAGUGCUCUCCAGCCUUGUCCUCGUCAACACUCUCACCUGUGUUAACAAGAGAAUCACUGACAUGAUGUUAGCUGGUCCUUAUGUGGCAGGGCUGAAAUGCAGUGGAAAUGUUUUUGGGGGAUUAAGUUCAUUUUCAUGGCAAAGAGGGACUUUGCAAUUAAUUGUAAUUCAUCUGAUCACUCUUCAUAACAUUCUGGAGUAUAUGCAAAUUGCCAUCAUAAAAACUGAGGCAGCAGACUUUGUGAAAAUUAAUAUCUGUGUCAUUCUCAAAACUUUUGACCACGACUGUAGAACCCUCUGUGGAAAGGGUUCUACAUGGAACCAAAAAGGGUUCUUCAAAGGGUUCUCCUAUGGGGAUAGCCGAUUAACCGUUUUAGGUUCUAGAUAGCAAAUUUUUUUCUAAGAUACUGUAGAAUCUGUUACAGUAGUGUAUUGUACAAUGGGUUACUUUAAAAGGGUAUUUUCCACUGAAUGGGAUAUUAUGGAACGGGCAGGGCUCCAGGACUUGGCUAUAUCAAAUACCUACUUUGCUACUUUUAGACCCAUGCAGCAGGUGGAUUGAUUCACCCCUUUUCACCUAUAGUUAAAUGAGCAGUCUGAUUAUUGA